GCGCGGAAACACCUCCGCCAAGGACUGCGACGAACUCUUCUCGAAAUACAGGACCUGUCUGAAUGUACUUACUUUCCCUUUCCCGUUAUACCCGAUACAUUCCACCCAGAGGAAUCUAACGCAGGACAUACAGGUCGCACUGAAAGACCGAGGAAUCGACUCGAUGCUCGACGACGCACGGAAAAACAACGCGAAGGAAAGCGACAUGGAGCACCUGCGGAACUGAAACGCCGACUUCCGGACACUUCUGAAACGAUGUUAUGAAUGAGUUUUGCAUACCUCUUCGCUCCGUCCAUCUAUUCGCCCACCUCACUCUCCACUCCUCCCGGAUCGGGAUGUACUCCGACGUUUCUCUCUGCACUCGCCGCUCGCCGCUCGCCGCUUACCGCGAACAGAAUGCGAGUCGAUAGGCCUCUGGGGAGAAAAGAUAUCAAUCUUGUUGCUGAAGUGGCUUGGUUGCUUCGGCACUUGGGAGCCGAGACUGCGGGAUCCACGGCCGAUUGUGUCUUGUCUCAUGUCUGAGAUCGGUUUCACGGGUCUACAGCAUUGUGAAUGGCUUAUAGCUUAAGCAUAGCGAUCUAUUAUUAGCUUGGAUUUCUAUUAUUCUGCUUAAUUGCUUGUGGGUUGCAUGUAAAUUAUGGAGUUUGCAUUCUGCGUGCUAGAUCUAAACUUAUCUAGAUACUGUACUGUAC
This is a messenger RNA of Aspergillus steynii IBT 23096, 692 nucleotides long. RefSeq lists its product as uncharacterized. The coding region runs from base 265 to 522 and encodes 85 amino acids. The transcript has a single exon. Lineage: Eukaryota; Fungi; Ascomycota; Eurotiomycetes; Eurotiales; Aspergillaceae. The record is from RefSeq and is a predicted model, not a curated record.